Messenger RNA from Eublepharis macularius, 8763 nucleotides. It is a transcript of the gene ULK1, whose product is annotated as unc-51 like autophagy activating kinase 1. The transcript is spliced from 28 exons. The record is from RefSeq and is a predicted model, not a curated record. Lineage: Eukaryota; Metazoa; Chordata; Lepidosauria; Squamata; Eublepharidae. Gene Ontology annotation, biological process: autophagosome organization; peptidyl-serine phosphorylation; positive regulation of autophagy. Bases 983 to 4123 code for a protein of 1046 amino acids. Gene Ontology annotation, cellular component: autophagosome; cytoplasm. Gene Ontology annotation, molecular function: protein serine/threonine kinase activity; ATP binding.
CGAGCGGGCGCCGGCGAAGGAGCCCGCGAAGCUCUCCAGCGCCGCGGUCGGUCUUUUGUCUGCGGGGGACCGGCGGCGGCUGCGCCUGCUCGGCUCGCUCUGCCUGGAAGGAAGCGGCGGCGGCACCUGCGAAGCCCCGUCCCGGGCACACGGAAAGGGGCAUCCCCGGCGCGCAUCUGGGCAGCUGUUGCGCAAAGAGACAAAAAAACCUGCUGGGGGGGGGGAGGUAAAAAGACGGGGAGGGAAAAAAAGGCAGCUGUUAAGGUGGACUCGCUCUUAAGGUGGACGGAUUCUCGAGACUGUUGUCGCGGCUCUUAAGGUGGAUCCUUUUUUGAAAGGUGGAUCGGACGUCCAGGUUGGAGUUCUUGGUUUUGGGGCAUUGCAUCAGUCGGAGGUUUUUUUUGCAAUUAUUCUUGAUUGGAGUUUUGGGUCUUUUUUUUAUUGUUCGGAGAUGGAUCGCUAAUCCUUUGGCCGACGGGGCGACGAUCUUCUUUCUAUUCUUCCUCCCCAGAAGACCAAGAGGGUUGAAUCCAGGGGAGGGGGGUGAGUUCUUUCUUGCGUUUGCGAUUUCUCCCUCCCCUCCCUGGCAGAAAUGGGGCUAGUUUGCUAGCCGGGGCGCACGAACGGACCCUGUUUUUCCCUCCCCCUGUGACAAUGACUAAAUCCCGGCCUUUUUGCAGAAAAAGACAGCCGAUGGAAGAAGCGGAGCUGGGGAUUCAAAGCCAGAAAUUUAGCAGCCGAGAAUUGGACAGGAGAGAAGGUUUACUGUUUCAACAAGUUUCUAGUUCUUCUUGAUUGUUCUUGAAAGGAGGGGGAGGGGCCUCUUUGAAAACUUAGCAUUUUUUUUUUAAAAGAAAAAUAUAAAAUAAGGAGAGAGAGAGGGCUUUCGGGCAGCCGUCCGUCUUUUCCCCUUGUUUUCAUCUCUACAUACUUUUUUUUUUGUCACCAACCCUUUUCAAGAACCAAAGGAGGACUAAAAGACAUGGAAACUGUUGGGAAAUUUGCAUUCAGCAGGAAAGACUUGAUCGGCCAUGGAGCUUUUGCGGUGGUUUUCAAAGGGAGACACAAAGAGAAACCCGAACUGGAGGUUGCGAUCAAAUGCAUUAACAAGAAAAACUUGGCCAAAUCCCAAACUCUGUUGGGGAAGGAGAUUAAAAUACUCAAGGAACUGAAACACGAAAACAUCGUAGCCUUGUAUGAUUUCCAGGAAAUGGCCAACUCUGUUUAUUUGGUUAUGGAGUACUGCAAUGGGGGUGAUCUGGCAGAUUACUUGCACAGUAUGAGGACACUCAGUGAGGACACGAUCCGACUCUUUCUCCAACAAAUCGCUGGCGCCAUGAAGGUGUUGCAUAGCAAAGGGAUCAUCCAUCGGGAUCUGAAACCUCAGAAUAUCCUCCUUUCCUUUGCGGGGGGCAAAAAAUCAAACCCCAAUAACAUCCGCAUUAAGAUCGCUGAUUUUGGAUUUGCCCGGUACCUACAAAAUAACAUGAUGGCUGCGACUCUCUGUGGUUCCCCGAUGUACAUGGCACCAGAAGUCAUUAUGUCCCAACACUAUGACGCCAAAGCUGACCUGUGGAGUAUUGGCACCAUCAUUUACCAGUGUCUGACAGGAAAAGCGCCCUUCCAGGCCAGCAGUCCUCAAGACCUUCGCCUCUUCUAUGAGAAAAACAAGAUGCUAAUGCCCAACAUCCCCAGAGAGACGUCCAGCCACUUGAGGCAGCUGCUGCUCGGACUCCUACAACGAAAUCACAAGGACCGCAUGGAUUUUGAUGAAUUUUUCCAUCACCCUUUCUUGGAUGCAAGUGCCUCUAUGAAAAAAUCUGCUUCUUUGCCAAUGCCUUCUUACCCAAGCUCGGCCUCCGGGAGUUCCUCCAGCAGCUCUUCCACAUCCCAUUUAGCAUCUCCCCCUUCCCUCGCGGAGAUGCAGCGUAUGCAGGAGAAAGUCUUGGCCUCUCCAACCCAAGAUUCUCCCGGCUUCCUACAUGGGUCGAAGGAAUCGGCGGGCAGCAGUAGCAAGAAUUCCUCCUGCGACAUUGAUGACUUUGUUAUGGUGCCAGCUCAAUUUUCAAGUGAUCUAGCGGCGGAAGCUGCCGGAGGGAAAACCAUUCAGGACAGCCUGAUGUGCAGUGGGAGUUCCCUGGUAACUUCAGCAGGUUUGGAGAGUCAGGGGAGGACGCCGUCUCCUUCGCCCCCUUACUGCAGCUCUCCCAGCCCUUCAGGCAGACCUGGCCAGUUUUCAUCGAGCAGCAAAUACGGGCAGUCGGUCCCCAUCCCAGUCCCUACGCAGAUCCACAACUACCGACGGAUCGAGCAGAACCUUCAGUCUCCCAAUCAGUACCCUUCUCCACGGUCUGGUGUGGUCAGGAGGUCGAGUAGCACGAGCCCACUUGGCUUUGCAAAGGCCAGCCCUUCCCCUCCGUUUGGUGCCGGGGAGCAUGGAGCGGUACCCUCUUCCCGGAGGUUCUCCUUUGGCGGUGCAAAGCCUUACACGCCGUCCCCUCAAGUGGGAACCAUUCCUGAGCAACCUGACCAGACGAUUAUUCCUUCCUCUCUUGGAGCAGAGAUGAGAAGCCGGGUACCCAUACCUGGCGCCUCCGUGCCUGACCCUUCCCUGCGAGGGAUGGGCUCCCGCCUCCACAGCGCUCCCAACCUGUCAGAUAUGCAUUCCUGCCGGCAGAAGAUCACCAAGCAAUACUCGGAUCCCUUGGUCGCCCAUUUCAGCCACGCCCCUCAGUUCAGCCAUGCGCCAGCCAGCCAGCCCACGACGGCGCAUGGCCGCCCGCUGCGGUCUUCACCAAAGCUUUCUGAGUUUAUGCAGAGGAGCCCCUUGCCGACUAUUAUGGGCUCUCCAACGAAGGCUAUGUCUCCUUUUGAGUUCAACAAAAACCCCAGCUCCCAAAACCUGCUCGCCCUCCUGGCCCACCAGGGCGUCAUGAUAGCCCCAACGAGGAACAAGACUCUUCCGGACCUGAAGGAAAUGGGCCACUUCCACUGUCUGAGGCCUAUGGAAGAAGCCAAGGGCAGAUCACUCAGUACUGGCCGCCUCACUGACCUCCUUCUCAAGGCUGCUUUUGGGGCCCAGAUCCCAGAAGGUGGCAGCAGCGACAGCUUGAACAAUGAGAGGCCCAUGGAAAUCACAGCUCCUUCAGUUGCUGCCUGUGGAGGUAACAUACACUCCGGGGCCAGGGAUGGAGGCUCGGCAAGCCCUUCCCCAGUGAUCUUCACCGUUGGAUCCCCUCCCAGUGGGACGACACCACCGCAGACCACUCGGGCCAGGUUGUUUUCAGUGGGAUCUUCCAGCUCAUUAAGUUCUGGAGGCUCGUUCAGCGGGCGGCACUUCAUCCUGGGAGCGGGUGCUGAGAUGCUGGAAGCUCCCUCGGGGCUCAGGUACACGUUUGCUGACCCCAUCACUGCCAACCUGGAAGGAACAGUGACUUUUGAGGCACCUGAGCUGCCAGAAGAGACCCUGAUGGAGCAAGAGCACACGGACAUCUUGCGCAGCUUGCGUUUCACCCUGGCCUUCGUCCACUACGUGAUGGAGAUUGCGGCCAUCAAAGGGAACACGAGUGAGAUGAACAGCUCAGUGGCCUCCGAGUACCAGCUGCAGGAGAGCAUUGUGGCCGACCAGAUCAGCCUGCUCAGCAAAGAAUGGAGCUACGCAGAACAGCUGGUGUUAUACCUGAAGGUCGCGGAACUCUUAUCCUCGGGCCUCCAAAUGGCAAUUGACCAGAUCCGGGCAGGCAAGCUGUGUCUCUCCUCCACGGUCAAGCAAGUGGUGAGGAAGCUGAACGAGCUGUACAAAUCCAGCGUGUCGUCCUGCCACUGCCUGAACAUGCGGCUGCAGAGGUGGUUCUUGGAUAAGCAGAAGCUCAUGGACCGCAUCAACAGCAUCACUGCCGAGAAGCUCAUCUUCAGCCAUGCCGUGCAAAUGGUUCAGGCUGCGGCGCUGGACGAGAUGUUCCAUCACCGAGAAGACUGCGCACAAAGAUACCACAAGGCGCUGCUGCUGAUGGAGGGGCUCUUGAACAUCAUCACAGAGCAAGGGGACAUUGAAAACAUUAACAAAUGUAAAAUGUGUAUUGAGCGCCGACUCUCAGCCCUGCUAUCCGGGAUCUGUGCAUGACAACAAGCCCUCGCUCCACAGAUGGCCACCACCGGUUUCUCAGAAACCCCCUGCUGAGGAGGGGGGGGCAGCGAACCUCAUUCAGACAAGCCCCUGCCACGGGCCUCUUGAAUGCCAGCAGGCGUCUUGUUCCCUGUGGCUGUCUUCGAGGAGGUUGUUCCCUGGUUUGGAUUUCCUCUCCUCUCCCUCCCUCUUGGGGAGGGGCAGCAAGGACGAUGGCGAGCCUUUUGCUGCAGUGAAAAAGAAGAGGAAGGCACAAAUGGGAUACCAGAAUGCUUUCCCCUCUUCUCUUUUGGUGGCAGAUACCGGAUAAAAGAUCAAACCUCCUUCGCGUGCCCCCUUGAGAGGAUGGGGCUGUCGCUGAGCUGGCCCUCUCGGCAAACCGGUGACGAUGUAUAGCUUUGUGCUCCAUCGCUGGCGGUGGAUGUAACAAACGCUUUUCCUUGACACGAGGAGUUGGUUGGGAGGACGUGUCAUUGGUUGGAAAGAACUUAAUUCUGCAAUUGGGUCCUGUGGCCCAACUUCGCUGAUAGCCAAUCUCUCGCUUUCUGAAGAAAUGUCCCGCCUCCUGCUUCCCCCCCCCCCUUUCCAUUCAACACCUAUUAAUGCAUUUCAGUACUUGCAGCAUGAGAACAGGAGGUGCACAGCAAAAUCGAAACUCCCCCUUUGCCUGGGCAACUACAGCUUUUAUCCUCCCAUAGAAAAGCUGGAAUCUGCUUUCGGGACAGAACGUUGCGGGAAGGGGGGCAGUUCCUUGCUUGGUUAUAUGGGAAGGGCAGCCAGGAGAUUUUUUUAAAAAAUAAAUCUUUAUCUACAAACUACUUGGAGCAGCAGAAAUCAACUAUGAACUGUCUUGCAUCAGUUUCAAGAAGCCAAAAUGUGUUAUAUAUAUAUAUAUAUUUUCUUCAUCCAAAGGAGAAAAUCUUAAGUAGAUGCAUGGAUCUAGCUGCCCUCUCCUUCCACCGCUACGUAUCUGGCAUGAGAAAGCAUCUGUGGUGUUUCCGGCUUUCGGCCAUGGGUCACGAAUUAAGCCCUCUUUCCCAGGAAGAACACACACACUCACACACACACAACACACAAGCUUUGUGAAUCAAAGGAGCACUUUACAGACUGUUUGAACUUGACCUUCGGGCGUUGCAUCCCACAGUGAUCCAAGGACAUUGUCACUUCUAGGAAUGCUGUUCCCCGAGUCCUUGUCCCCUCCUUCGGCCCGUUUGUUGAUAUAUUGUUGGUUGAUUGGUUGUUGGGUUUGGGUAUUUUUUUUUUAAAGAUUGCACUACGAGUGUGUAUGUGUGUUUGUGCGUACAUAUAUAUUAAUACAUAUUCCUAGUGUCAAUAUGUAUUAAUGUGUAUAUUCUAUAACGUAUAAUGUAUUGUACGUGUUUUAAUUGUACUGUAUCUUCUGCUUGCGAGGAGGAAGAAAGGAAACCAGCCAGACCGCUCACUUUCUCUCCAGGCUAAGCUGCACUAGUACUAGAAACAGUUCGCUUUUAAUGUUUUCAUGAGUGGUCCCCGUCACCAGACACCAUUGACAGCUCAGAGAUGAACCGUUCCAUCUUGCCUGCUUACGAGUUAACACAAUACAUUUUUAUUUUACUGUAUUUUUAUUUGGGCCAUUUUGGUGGUUGUUUUUUUAAAAAAAUCAGAUUUUUUGGAGCUGUUUGUUUUUACCGUCAGCAAUGUUUCUCUGUUAAAAGCAACUACGUAGCCAAAAGGAAAGGAGGUGUGCUGUGUGUGUUUGUGUGUGCCUGUUGGCACCUGUGCAGCUGUGUUUUGUCCGUGCGGCUGGAAGGUGUUGCAGCUGCAAGCCGACGUGUGAGAGGAGGUCUUUUCUAGUGGAGGCGUGUUUUUGAGCGGGUGGUUUUUAUAGAACGGAUCCGGUUCACAGCAGUAUUUUGCCAGGCUGCGACGCUUCCUCGGCAAACAAAACCUUCAUCUUAAAGAGCGGGGUCAGAUGUGUUCAUUUGCACAUGGCAGGUUCGGUCAUUGUCAUUUGUUUUCUGGCAUGUUGGCAUGUGGGUUUUUGUUGUUUCUCUUUUCCCUUCAAAAAUAUGCAAGGAACGACCCAGUUGACUGGGGAAGCCAGAAUAAUCUGUGGUGAUAGACAGAUUGGCACGGAGGGGGGGGGGGAUAAACAAAUAAGUAGCCCACCCGAGACAAAAUCCAGAUGUCUGCAUAACUAGCACAUUUCAUGGGGAUCUGUAGCUUUUACCAUGGCAUCACUUGCCAUACCUAAAUCACGUUCAGAAGAAGGAAGGGCUGGUGUCCCUUGCAACAGCCGACUUCAGUGUGGCAGCUCAAGUUCACAUGAGCAUGACGUCGGAGAUGCUGCUGCUCUGGUCCGAUCCACACUUUGUCAGUGUUUAGUUUAGCGGGGUGAGGUCUGCUGUUGCUCUCUCUUUCGGGGGUGCCCUUUAAAAGUUCUUCCUUGGCCUGACAGUCCACAUAGCAUGAAGUACAUGACAAGCGAUCUCCCUUUCCAGUUCCUGUUAUUCCAUUCUCUGUCACCCCUUCCAGGGCUCGCACUCCAUUCAUGCAAAUAUAACCAAAGGUUAACAAAGUGGGGGCCGUGGAGAGAAACUCAGUAAAUCAAAGCCAAAGUCGACUUUGUACCCAGCAGCCCUCUUAUUCCUUCUGCGUGUUACAACACUGGCAUGAUGCAUACGGUAUGACAAAGCCUGGGAGAACCUUCAGGCUGCCUUAUGCCGUGCCCCCACCCCCCAGAAAGCCAUUAAAGGAUGGAUUUCUGCUUUAGGGGCAAACCAGAGCUUAUAAUUUCGUUCAAACCACCAAGCGCUCAUUUGUACUCUGCCUUAGUGGUUUGGAAUUGUGGUUCGUAGGGAAGAGGGAAAACCAUAGUUUUGGAUCUGGGACACCCACACCGCCCUCCCAUUGUGCUCCUCAAAAAUUUUUCUGUGGGGGGAGGGAAGGAUCCUCUUGAACAGCAUAUGGGGAAAAGUGUGUGGGGGGGUCUGCAGUGGAAGGGUAAAUCGAUCAAAAGUACCCUCCUCCACUGAUUCACGGGCCUUCCAUCAUUGGAAGCAGACUAGGAUCCAAGAUAUAAGUAGUUUUUUUGUGUUUGGGGUGUAACAAAAAAAAAUACCAGGCUUCUUGAAGUAACAGCAAGCCAUUUUGAGUCACUAAAUGUGAACAAUCAUUUUGUGUUCCCAUCUUAUUAAUGCUGAAAUACCACAUCUUUCCUCUGUCCUUAUAGUGCAGUUCCCCAAAAACUGCCUGGAACUGUCUAGUACUCCCUCUUUGGUCUGCCACCCAAUUCAGCAUAUGAGAAUUUUAAUAUAGUAAUCCGUUAUCGAUUAAAUCAGCGUAAAUUUGCACAGGAAGAAAACAGUAGUUUUUUUUAAAAAAUCUGUGUUGCAGCAGCUACCAUCUGAGAAGAGGCAUUCUGUUCUGCGUGAGAGAGGCGCAGAUUGCCUUUUCUAAGACGGCACUGAUAGCCCUGUAGUGUGUAUUUUUAAUGGUGCGCAAGUAUGCCACAGAAGAGGCAUGCUCUCCUUUGGGGAAAGCAAAAAGGAAUGCCUCUUCCAAAAUGGCACCUACAGUCCUUAUAAGAUUUAUAUAUAAUAAUUAUGUUUUAGGUUGGCCAGUAAAUUGCAGAUGCCGUUUUAGUAAACACAAGCUUUCUAUUUGAUCUAACGAAUCAGACACUUGUCGCCCUUAAGCCCAUCAACGUCCAUACUGUGCAAUGACAUCUUGGAUAGCUUUAUUUAAUCAGAAGCGUGCAUUGAAAGCAAGGAGACGUGUGGCUCUGAACGUGUGAACUUUCCAGAAAUGCACAAUGAGUUGACGCUACUGCGGGUACCCGCAAAUGCAGCCGCCGAAGCCUGCUUCACCACAAUGUUUGCAACCCUGCAAACACCACCGGUUCUCCCCUAGCUAUACCAGCAGCUGCAUAAAUAAACAGCCCUGGUUUUUUUCCUGCCAUUUAAAGAGAGGUGGGAUUUAGACGCUGGAAUACUUACAGCCAUGGAUUUAACAACAACGCAUCCAUUUUGCCAGCUUGGCACUAACUUUCCAGCUAUACUUAGUUACUUGAAUGUAUCAAAGUUGUCCGCAUUCAACCUAGGCAUUGUUUCCCCCACCCCUUCCCCCUGCCCAAAUAUGUGGUUUACAGAUCUUCAACCUAUAUUUCUCAAUACUUGAAAUGUAGCCACUUGUGCUUGGAUUAAAAAUAAUAAAAGAAGCGAGGCAUCUUUUGCCACCAUGUUGGUGGUUUUAAUUCUGCCCCCUCCCAAUCUUAACUGCAUGUAGCAUGAAGCAAACUCUUUUUGGGGGGAGGUGGAAAAAUAGUAUUUAUUGCUUUGUAAACUAGUACAGAAUAGAAAAGGGUUUUUAUAUUAAAAAAAGAGAAAAAAGAAAACCCAAGCAAAAGUGGCUAUUGUAGUCUAUUCACUAUCGUUAAUGGAUUUGUUACUGUUGUAUGUAUGUAGCGUCUUCAAUUAGAUUUCAAGAAACCUCAACCGUAUGUAUCUUCAGGUUCGUGAGGAAGUGUGCGCGGUUUGGUGUUCACAUGGCUAUGCUUGAUAAUGUCAUUUUUAUUAUUAUUUCGUGUCUUGUGAUUUUUUUUUUUGCUUUGAAUUGUAUAAUGCCAACUUAAGAAAAUAAAUUGGUUUCUAAUUGUU